Molecule: messenger RNA, 207 nt
Organism: Paramecium pentaurelia
Lineage: Eukaryota; Ciliophora; Oligohymenophorea; Peniculida; Parameciidae
Source: the annotation of a GenBank genome assembly
AUGUAAGAAAUUUUAACUAAGGAUCCUAAACAAAGAAUAAGAAUUGAUGAGCAAUGGUUUGUUAAGUAUUUUGAAGUAUAGGCUACUGAUAAUUAAUUAAGAAGAUUGUUGAUGAACUUAGUUAACUAUAAUUUCUCAAUUUAAACUAUAAGAAGCUACUCUUAAAUUACUAGUUUUUUAUUUAGCUUCUAUAAAGGAAUUAAAUGA